Oldenlandia corymbosa var. corymbosa is the source of this 2425-nucleotide messenger RNA. The record is from the annotation of a GenBank genome assembly. Lineage: Eukaryota; Viridiplantae; Streptophyta; Magnoliopsida; Gentianales; Rubiaceae.
CCUGAAAAGCAUAAAAAUCCGGGGGAAGAGAAGAGAAGACAACUGAAAAACAAAAAGUCAAGCAGGGGAAGGAAGAGAAUUGAAAAGCAUGAGCGGCUCCACUCCGGUUCUUAAAAAGCCAAAACUCGAAGUCACAGAAGAAGAAGAUGGAGAAACCAGAAAUGGGAAUUGCAGGGAGGAGGAUGGCAACGACGAGGAACGGACGACGAGGCAAGAGCAAGAAGAAGCGCUCGUCGCUCUCAUCGAACAUCGCGCCAAAGAAGUCGAACAUCUCCGCAAUCGCAUCACCUAUUACCAAUCCCAGCUUGAGCAAGCGGAGAAGAGGUUAGGUGAUUCGAAAAUUCAGCUGGCUAGAAUUAGGGGUUGGGGUGGUACCUCGGCGUCCAAAACUAGUGUUGGAAAUGGUAUGGUAGUGGCAAAAAUGGAAGAAAGAUCCAAAAGUCCUGUCAAGAGUAGUGAAGUACCUCUGCAAAGCCUUUCACAGAGUAAGCCACAGUCUGGUCUAGAAGGUAUUAAGACUGCACGAAAUGGUGAGGGACCUCAGCGUGAAUCAACGAGUCCUUCCCAGCACCUUCAACAAUCUUCAAAAAUCCAAUCUCAGUCUAGACCCCCACUUUUAAUCCCCGCGGCUAACACUCAAGUAUCUCAUCCUAUAAAGAAGAGAGAAUCUGGAUCUAAAGCUUCAAAUAGUAUUGGUUCACAGCCCAAUACAGUGAGCGAAGCUAAUGCGAACAGACCAAAAGGGGAUAGACCUUCCAGGACAUCCCCUCAACCGGAUGUUGCUGAGAGUCAAGCUAAUGCGAACAGAUCAAAAGGGGAUAGAUCUUCCAGGGCAUCCCCUCAACCGGAUGUCGCUGAGAGCCAACCUAAGCAGACAAAAAGGAAGUUAGAGCUGAAAGAACAUAAACCGCUGAUUCCGGUUGUACGAAAAAAUGACUCACCAAGACUGAUUCGUUGCCAGACUGGCUCGCUGAUGUCUAGUCAGCACAAAAGGAAGUUGAGAAGUCUUAUUUUGUGCCCUACAAAUGAUCAACUGUUUUCAACCAGCUCAUUGGAUGGGGUAGUUAACUUGUGGCAGAUCCAAGGCAGAGGAUCAAGUGCCAACCUCUUAAGUUCAACUGAUUGUUAUGCUAAGAGGAGAUGGCCUGAAGAUAUGGCUUGGCAUCCUCAGGGAGACCGCAUAUUUUCAGUUUACAGUGCUGAUGCUGGGGAUACUCAGAUAUCCGUACUGAAUUUGAACAAAACUAAAGAGAGAGAGCGUGUGAUUUUCUUAGAAGAGAAGCCACAUGUUAAAGGCAUCAUCAACAGCAUAGAGUUUAUGCCAUGGGAAGAUACCUGUUUCGUCACCGGGGGCAGUGAUCAUGCUGUCAUCCUCUGGACAGAGAAUGAUGGGGAAAUUUCAUGGAAAUGCAAAUCUUUGCAUAGAAGUUAUCAUUCCUCUGCCGUAAUGGGCGUUGCUGGGAUUCAGCAUAAGAACAUUGUUAUCUCUGUUGGUGCUGACAAAAGAAUUUAUGGCUUUGAUAUAGAAGCUAUGAGGUCAGAUUACAAGCAUCAAAUUGAUAGCAAAUGUAUGAGUGUUCUGCCAAAUCCAUGCGACUUCAACCUUUUCAUGGUUCAGUCUGGGAGCCAUGGUAGACAGCUUCGUUUGUUUGAUAUUAGAUCGAGGCAAACAGAGAUCCAUGCAUUUGGGUGGAAGCAAGAAAGUAGUGAUUCUCAAUCAGCUCUAAUAAAUCAGGCGUGGUCCCCUGACGGGUUGUACAUUACUUCUGGAUCAGCAGACCCAGUUAUCCAUAUAUUUGAUAUCCGGUACAGGGGGCACGACCCCUCCCAGUCCAUCAAAGCUCAUCAGAAGAGAGUUUUCAAAGCUGUUUGGCAUAAUUCUCUACCCCUCAUGAUAUCUAUAUCUUCAGACCUCAACAUUGGACUGCAUAAGAUUCUUUAAAUGUUUCUUUUGGGUAAUCAUCUUAAGGUCGAGCAUUGGCGCGAUUAUUAGGUCUCUUCUGUGACUUCCUGUUUACAAAUCAAAUCCGAAAACAUAACUCUUCAGAAUUAGCUAUAGGAUGAAGCAGUGUAGAGCCAUCUCCCAACCCCCAUACACUUUUGGCGGGGUUAGGUGGCUAGUGUUCUUCAAUAGAAAGAUAUUUUGUGUACACGGGUGACGGGUCUAGUUCUUUUAUAGAAUGUCAAGUACUCAUUUCCUUUCCCCUCUAAAGAAAAUUAGGAGUGGAUGUAAUUGACUUGUGGAUUUUGGUCUCUUUCGAUUUGGGGAAGGAAGAAUGCCCAUCAUGAUCAUUUUGACAUUGUAAAUGCCAAAAUCCAACUGGAUUUUUGAAUCAAAUUUUUCAAUGAAAAAUGGUAAAACAGAAAGGACAUUCAUAUUCAUAUAGUUCCUACUUGGCUGUUGAGUUCCACCGGCAAAUGAGAC